AUGGAUCUGGGUCGGGUCGGGGUGCCCGGAGCCAUGGGACCCCCAUCCUUGAAUCCCAAAGAACAAAAGAAGCAGAAGCGCAAGAGAAAGAAGAAAGUCCAGCUCACCGUGCACAUCGCAGCCCUCCUAGCCCGCCAGCAAUACAUCAUGCAGCUAUGCCGCGCAUUGAUGAAGUACGGCGCCCCAACCCACCGACUAGAAGAAUACAUGGUGAUGACCUCGAACGUGCUAGAAGUCAAAGCGCAAUUCCUCUACAUCCCCGGCUGCAUGUUCAUGUCCUUCGACGACCCCCUAACCCACACCGCAGAGGUAAAAAUCAUCCGCGUAAUCCAAGGCCUGGACCUCUCCCGCCUGGCCGAAACGCACAACGUCUACAAAAACGUCGUGCACGACCUUGUCGGCGUCGAACAAGCAACCCAAGACCUGGACCAGAUCAUGCAGCGCAACCCCCGCUACAACCGCUGGCUCCUCGUCUUCCUAACCGGCUGCGCCAGCGUCGCAGUCGGGCCCUACUCCUUCAGCGCCCGCCCAAUCGACCUCCCCAUAAUCUUCAUGCUGGGCUGUCUAGUCGGCUUCAUGCAGCACAUCCUAGCCCCCCGUUCAGCAACAUACUCCAACGUCCUCGAAGUCUCCGCCGCAAUCCUCACCUCCUUCCUCGCCCGCGCCUUCGGCAGCAUCACACACAACGGCACCCGUCUCUUCUGCUUCUCCGCCAUGGCCCAGUCCUCCAUCGCAAUGAUCCUCCCCGGCUUCGCCGUACUCAGCAGCAGUCUCGAACUCCAGUCCCACCAAAUGAACGCCGGCUCCAUCCGCCUCGUCUUCACAAUCAUCUACUCCCUCUUCCUCGGCUACGGCGUCACUGUAGGCACAACCAUCUACGGCCUCCUCGACCGCAACGCCACACUAGAAUCGACCUGUUCCGGCCUCGAAGUCUGGGGAAACGAGUAUAUCCAACGCUUCCCCUUCGUCGCGCUAUUCUGUCUCUUCGCCGCACUGAUCAACCAGUCCAAGCCCAAACAGCUGCCCGUCACCAUCGUCAUGGGCGUCUGUGGCUACGUCACGAAUUACUUCAGUACCAAGAAGCUCGGCGCGAAUCAGGUCGCUAAUACCGUCGGCGCGUUCACCAUCGGCCUGCUGGCGAAUUUGUAUAGUCGUCUCUGGCAUGGUCAUGCGGCGGCGGCGAUUAUUCCUGGCAUUUUCACACUCGUCCCGUCGGGUCUUGCGUCCAGUGGCUCCAUCAUCUCGGGACUGGAGUAUGCCCAGGCUGUUGCGACGGGGAAUGUGAGUAAUGCUGGGGCGACGUCUAAUAGCUCGCUUACCUCGUUGGGUUAUGGCAUGAUUCAGACGGCUAUUGGCAUUUCGGUUGGGUUGUUUAUAUCGGCGUUGAUUGUUUAUCCGCAUGGGAAGAAGAGGAGUGGGAUUUUCAGUUUGUAG
This is a messenger RNA of Penicillium bovifimosum, 1434 nucleotides long. RefSeq names its product threonine/serine exporter family protein. Gene Ontology annotation, molecular function: transmembrane transporter activity. The record is from RefSeq and is a predicted model, not a curated record. Bases 1 to 1434 code for a protein of 477 amino acids. Lineage: Eukaryota; Fungi; Ascomycota; Eurotiomycetes; Eurotiales; Aspergillaceae. Gene Ontology annotation, biological process: transmembrane transport. The transcript has a single exon.